Messenger RNA from Filobasidium floriforme, 501 nucleotides. RefSeq lists its product as uncharacterized. Bases 1 to 501 code for a protein of 166 amino acids. The transcript has a single exon. The record is from RefSeq and is a predicted model, not a curated record. Lineage: Eukaryota; Fungi; Basidiomycota; Tremellomycetes; Filobasidiales; Filobasidiaceae.
AUGACCUCGACAUCCACCGACUACAUCCAUACCAUGCGCCACCUCUUCACCUCCAUCCACACCGCCUACAAACACUCUUCCUCCGGCAGACUAUACAACUGCCACAACUGUAUCCGACUCCCUGGGAACCUGGUCAUCUGUAUCUCCUCGUGGAGCAGGACCAAGCACAACGUCUACCUCGGCGUAGCUUUCUGGAGCAAAAAGGAAACCCCUUUGGACCUGCUCGACUGGUAUAAAGAGUGGUACGACGAGCUGUCUCUCCUCUCCUCGGAUACUAGAUCACCGGACUCGGUCCUCCAACCAGAGGAAUACGGCUUGGAGAUCAUCACCAAGGUCGGCAGGCUUUCAAGGGGACAGUCGCAAGUGGUGUUCGACCUGGUCUGGAACCCUGAACCUUCCGAGGGGUGCAAGGAGGGUUGUAACGAGUACCAGGUAGUUCAGGAGGUUGGGACGGGAAGGAUGGUCUUUGCUGGUGUUCCGAUGGCGCCGCCGGUGUUCUGA